This is a messenger RNA of Durusdinium trenchii, 1234 nucleotides long. The record is from the annotation of a GenBank genome assembly. NCBI's taxonomy places the organism in Eukaryota, Dinophyceae, Suessiales, Symbiodiniaceae.
ACGCGUGGGGGCGCGAAAAGCGGGUUUUGGGGAGGUUGUCGUUUUUUUUCUGGUGGAGUUUGGAGCUGUGAAGGAAGUUCCUUUCGGUUUCGAAAGGGAUGGGACCUGUUCUCCGAAGGGGUGGGACGACCGGCAGUGAGAGACUUGGAUCUUUCAGAGACUUGCGGGGUAUUCUAAGCGCGUGAUACUAAUUCAUAUUAUAUCAUUCCCAGAGGGAUGGAAAAGACAUGAAAUUAUGACCUACGCUGCAUCUCUUUUCAUCUUCCCCUUGGAAACCUACAUCAUUCCAUGCCAUCAGCUUUUGGGCUCAGCUUCCCGCCUGUCUGCGCGCUGACAGACAGCGCUCGCUCCGCUCGACGAACGCCAUGGGCGCGGGAGGCUCGAUCCCAAUUUCCCCGGCGGGGGGAAAGAUCGUGGAACCCUCUGAGGAGGAGAUCAAAGAGAUGGCCAAGAACAUUCCUCCGGAGAUGUUGGAGGUCCUGAAGAAAGUGGUCGCUGCCAAGGAGGCUGGAGGGGGCCCUCCAGCUUCAAGCGGGAAGAUGUGGACGCCCAUCAAAAGCUUGGGCAACUCCAAGGAGGCCACCGACAUGAAGCGGGCGAUGUUCAUGUGGGAUGAGGAGACUGCGAAGGAGGCGCUGGGCCAGCUCUUUGAGGGCAAGAAGGAGAUGCCGCAGAUGAAUGGCGCGACCCUCGUGAUGGAGGAGGUGAAAUGGGCCAACGAGGAGGAGGCCAAGAAGUUUGGGAACGCUUUGAAGAGUUGCGCCACCGCUUGGAUGUGGGAGCAAAAGGACGCUGACGUGCCCUUCGAUCCCACGACCUCCGUGGAGAAGAAGGAGGAGUCCGAGUGGCUCCGGUGUUCUCCGUCUGGACGGAUGGAACGGAGUCUGCCGACUGAGAGGACAAGGAGAUGCUGUUGAAGCACUGUGUUUACCUGUGGGAUGAGAAAACGAUGGACGCAUUUCUGGAGAAGCUUGGGGUGAAGAAGGUGGGAAAGCCGGGCAAGGUCCUAAUGGACAACUCGGACCGUUUGGAGGUGUUGGAUAUGGAUGACUCGGACAAGGUCCUCGAGAAGUUGCAGGCGGAGGGCGUUCUGUUCUUCAAGGAGGUCGUCAAGUUUGCCAGCAAACCUGAGUGAGGAAGACUGUGCGUUGCGGCUGAAGCUGCGGAAUGCAGCUCUGUGCGGUCGAGGGGUCUCUGAAGCUGAGCAAAAAAGCAAUUGUGCCUCUCGGACGGG